CCUACAACAUGAUUACUGCUCUACUUGUCUCACCACUGGUGUAACGUCGGACUCUGCUUUCACAGUAGAACCACAGGAGCAAAAUUCACAAGAAUUCGUCGUUGAAGGCUCAUUUCCUCUGCUGCUUGUACCCCAGUCUAUCACAGACCGGUCUAAUAUCAGCUAUUCGGUCCGGGUCCUGGGUCGCUCUCUUGUUAAGUUGCUACGAGGACACGGAGGCUGAAGUGACAUUUUGCUACGUUAACGUUAAUUCAUUCACCCACAACAACAACAAUGGCAGCGCAGGAUUUUAAUUUCUUGCUUGCGACGGAUUCUUACAAGAUCACACACUACAAACAGUAUCCACCUAACGUCAGCAAAAUCUACUCCUACUUUGAAUGCAGACGCAAGAAAGGUUCCCAGUUCAAUGAAGUGGUGUUCUUCGGUCUUCAGUACCUGCUGAAGAAGUACCUCACAGGGCCUGUGGUCACAGAGGAGAAGAUUCAGGAAGCCAAGCUCUUCUACCAGAUGCACUUCAAACAAGCUGUGUUCGAUGAGGAAAGCUGGAGGAAAGUUCUCGAGAAACAUGAUGGCCGUCUCCCUAUCCGGAUCAAAGCUGUCCCUGAGGGCAGGAUCAUACCAAGAGGAAACGUGCUCUUCACUGUGGAGAACACGGACCCCAACUUCUACUGGCUCACCAACUACAUUGAGACCAUGCUGGUUCAGAUGUGGUAUCCCAUCACGGUAGCCACCGUUUCCAGGGAGUUUAAGAAGAUCCUGGCCAAGCACCUGAAGGCCACGUCAGGGAGCCUGGAAGGCCUGGACCUGAAACUGCACGACUUUGGCUACAGAGGAGUCUCCUCACAGGAGUCUGCAGCACUAGGUGGAGCAGCUCACCUGGUUAAUUUCUGCAGUACAGACACAGUGGCUGGGCUGCUGAUGGCUCAGAGGUAUUAUGGCUGCCCAAUGGCUGGCUUCUCCAUCCCAGCAGCAGAGCACAGCACCAUCAUCUCCUGGGGGAGGAGCAGGGAGAAGGAGGCAUUUGAGCGAGUCCUAGACCAGUUCUCCUCUGGACCAGUCUCUGUGGUCAGCGACAGCUACGACAUCUUUAACGCCUGUAAACACAUCUGGGGAGACAAACUGAAGGAGCGAGUCAUGGAGCGCAGUCAGGACUCCUGUCUGGUCAUCAGGCCAGACUCUGGAGAUCCCGCAGAGACUCUUGUUGAGGUUAUCAAGAUUUUAGAAGAGUGUUUUGGCUGUUCUCUGAACUCGGUUGGAUACAAGGUGCUGCCAUCGUACCUGCGAAUAAUCCAAGGAGACGGCAUCGACCUCAGCUCAGUGGACGAGAUUCUCCAGAAGCUGAGUGAUGAAGGCUGGAGUGCUGAGAACGUCUUCUUUGGAUGUGGCAGCGCUUUACUUCAGAAACUCAACAGAGAUACACUCAGCUGUGCCUUCAAGUGCAGCUACGUGGAGACUAAUGGCAAGGGGAUGGAUGUAUACAAGCAGCCAGUGACUGACCCAUCCAAGAGGUCAAAGAGGGGACGGCUAUCACUGAGGAGAAACUCUGAUGGCUUCUUAGAGACAGUGGAAAGAGGAGCAGGAAAACCUGAGGAGGACCUGCUGGUGACUGUGUUUGAGAAUGGCAGCCUGGUGCAGGACUACUCCCUGGAAGAGAUCAGGAAGAAUGCUAGGCUGCGCGACGAGGACCUGAAUCCAACCCUGCACAACCACGAACAGGAGCUGCUGCACAACCACAUCAUCAACGGGAUCCAUUAGCUGCUCCACAGCCUCUCGCCACCAUGCAAACGACACUUCAGUGUUUAACAGGGUGCACUGGAAUCAAGACUGCAGUGUUUCAGAAAGGCACCCUUCUAAGUAUAAACUGAACACGUUGAAGGGGAGUGAAAAGCAUUCACCACCAAGCACUACCACACCCCACCCCCACCACUCUGCCACUUCAUCCUGAGGAGCCCAUUGAUUAUAGGUAGAUUAGCUUCUUUCACUUUCACUAGCCAAACACUCACAGCACAUCCUCAGUGGCCAGAGAGUCACUCUGCCCGGCAUGGCCGUGACCAGAACUGAAGCUCAGGGUCAAAUACAAUAAGCUACAUUAGUUUUUCGUCUUUUAUUUUUUGAUUUAAAGACACUUCCUGAAUUUGUAGUUUCAAUUGAACUCCACAACAUAAUUGGGGAGCAUAUUCUUUAGAGAUAUUUUCAUUGCUGAUGUGCAGUAUCUGAGCAAUUUCAGGCCAAAAAUUUCUUUAACUUCCAAAUAUUCCAAGCUUCCAUUAGAUUUCUUUUUCUAUUAGAGUAGAAAAAUCUUUGAAGCAGCACUUUAGACACAACAAUUUAUGAAUAAAUAGUUACAGUAUUGCUGAUUAUUGUAUUAGUGGUACAUCAUUAGCUGUGGGUUACACUGCUGCUACACUGCUUGGUACAUAGUAUUUCAGCAGAGCAGUAUGUUGCUGCAGCCUUACCUGCUGCCAUUUAGUUAGUUUUUGUUCUUUGACAAGUUACCAGUCACAUAGAUUUAAUUUGCUUGCUUAAUGAAGAUCCAGCCUCUAACAAGCAUAGCAGACUUCAGAUAUGAAAGGGAAAUACAAACCAUAUGCACAAUUUAAUAUCACAACAGUGACCAGUAAUGAUAAAUAAAUAAAUCACUUUGUGUUGUGCUGCCACAGUUUGGUAAAAAAAAAAAGCUAAAUCAGUGAAACUAAACCUGUUGUUUCUGAUCCCAGUGACCCACAAAGCACAGUCCAUGGAAACCCAGAGUAGUCAAUAUUUGAUAAUUUAAAAAUACAUUAAAUAAUCAUCAAUAAUUAAACAAUAUAAAUAAAUGAAUAAUAAUUAAAUAAUAAAUGAUUAAUCAUAUGAAUAACCUGCUUUGUAAAAUAAUUGAAGUAAUUAUUGAAACUCAAGUCACUUUUAUGAACUAUUAUUUCAUCAUUAAUUUUUGUAAUAACAUUUAUUUCAUUUUAUUUAAUAAUAGAUCUUUUCAUAACAGUGAUGCUGGGAACAGUCACUUCCUCACGUACCCCCUGCUUCUCUUCUGUUAGUGAGCUAAGCUGCUGCUAUCAAAUGUAGCUAGUAGCUAGGUCAACGAUAAUGUCAACGUAAUUAUGAAUCAACCAACAAAAGGUUUCUGCUGUGAAUAAGCAACACAGACACAGUAACUACAAGGCUGCUCGGGCCAAAGGAGCCACUGUUAGCGGUGAUAGCUAACACUGCUAACAGUGCUCCUGUUGGCUUGAGCAGCCACAUAUAUAAACGGAGAUGUUCAUUUCAGUGACUUUAUACUGUAUUAAUUAACAGUAGUAGCUGGACAGCUGAUUCAGAGCACCUGGACAUUGUUGUUGCUCAUGCCAACAGGAAACAACAGGCUAAUUCUGCCAGCUAUUGCUUAGCUUACUUGCUGUGAUUGGCUGAAAUGAGAGAGGGUGGUGACAACAUCACUGUCAAGAAAAGUGUCAUGAAAAAAACAAAUUUCUAUAAAAAAAUAAAUGAAGAAAUAACAUUUUAUAACAAUGAGCUAAGUUUUAAUGAUUUCUUGAAGGAUUUCACAAAUUAUUGUUUCACAAUUUAUUCAUCUGACUCUUAUAAUUAUUUAAUAUUGAUCACUUUGAAGCUCCAUAUAUUCCUUAAUUAUUAAGUCUUAUGAUCAAUUCUGCUGGAGUCCAGAUUGUGAGUUUAAAUCACUGCUUUCCAACCGUUGUGGCUUUGACCGUUUAAAGUGAAGCUGUGUUUCCAGAGGACUGUGGAGGUAUUUGACCUAAUUCACUUUCCAUAAAUCAAAGCAAAUAGUGACUUUGAAGUUUUCUCUUAACUGGAAUUGAUGGAGGUGUAGACACAUUCUUGUUUUCCUGUUUCCAUUUAAACACUUGAACUGCUAUAUUUGCUAAUGUCUUCUGUUUUGGUGAGAUACAAUAGGACAUAUAUGAUAGUAUUUGUUACAUAAUUAAGGAAUAUUAUAACAGUAACUGUUGCACUGAUUUGACAGACGUAUACUGAAAUGAAGUUGCAGUGAACAUGGCUCAUUCAGUCAUCAUCUGUAGUAGAGACAGCACACUGCUGUAUGUGCUGUGGAAAGACUGCUGCUAUAAUAACACACAGUGAGGCACAUCGCACUGCUCUCUCAUGUUCACACAGAACUGAUGCUUCCUCUGUCAUGUGUCAUUUCAACUUGUGUUGAUUAUUCUUCCGUCACGUGAUCGUAAUGGAGAUGUGAUGGUUCACGGCUCUCACACCUAAAUCCAUGUGAUCAAUAAAUGUAAAAUUAGA
Seriola dumerili (greater amberjack) is the source of this 4257-nucleotide messenger RNA. It is a transcript of the gene nampt2, whose product is annotated as nicotinamide phosphoribosyltransferase-like. Gene Ontology annotation, molecular function: nicotinamide phosphoribosyltransferase activity. Bases 274 to 1755 code for a protein of 493 amino acids. Gene Ontology annotation, biological process: NAD+ biosynthetic process. NCBI's taxonomy places the organism in Eukaryota, Metazoa, Chordata, Actinopteri, Carangiformes, Carangidae. The record is from RefSeq and is a predicted model, not a curated record. The transcript has 11 exons.